UUUAAACCGACUAUCACUCAUCGCUUCGCUGCGUCCGCAGCGAUGAGUUGGGCUCGCGACGAAUGGAAGGAUGGCCUUCCGACGAGGGCGCUGCAAAAGAUAGAGGCCAUGGAGAGUGAGCUGGAGCGCAGCAAGCGCGACAAACAGCAAAGACAGUGUCAAAUCGACAGUCUGCAGGCCAUGCUCGAGAAGCAGAAGCAGAUAGCGGAGAAGGAGAAGGCCUUGUCGGUGUCUAGUCGUCGAGAGAAUCAGACGCUGGCGGAGAACUGCGAGAAUCUCGAGCGCGCGAAGCGCAAAACGAUGCAAGAGUUGAAUCAGAAGGACGCGCGCUACGCCACCGUUGAGGAUCAGCUGAAACGCGCCAAGGCGUCGUUGGAUGCUGAAACUCACCAGAAGUCGCAGAUCAAGACCGAGAUGGAGCGACAAUCGGCCAGGCUGUUGUCAACUGAAAAGUCACUCCGAGAUGUCCAAUUACAUUGCCAGAAACUCAAUUCUGUUGAACAGAAAUACAAUGAACUUUAUAGUCAGCAUCAGCAGCUUGUUUCUUCCAGUCAGAAAAGUGAGAAUCAGCUUCAAAUAAAGCUGGACGUGCAGUUGAAAGAGAAGAAAACGAUUGAGCGACAGGUCGAUGAGUCGAACCAGAAGUUAGAGAAAGUGAUGCAGUCCAAUUGUGCUCUGGAGACAAGCGUGAAAGAGCUGAAAAUGAAGAUUUUAUCUUUUGAUGGCGAGAGGAAGGAGUUUGCGAAGAUGGAAGAAACGAUCAAGGCACAGUUUGCGCUAAAGGAGAGAACAAUUAACGAUCUGCAGAGGCAACAAGGUGAAGCCAACAGUUUGUUGGACAAGAAGAAUCACGAACAAAGCGUAUUGAUGACCGACAAAGACAACUUAGCAAAUGUAAAUGAGAAGCUGGCCUUAGAGGUUGAGGAGAUGAAGAGAGAAAUUGAGAAUUUUGCGCAGACAAAACAUGAAAUGGAGGAGAUGACUGUUGCUUUGCAAAAGGACGUAGCCAGCAAACGUCAAGAAGCACUUGCAAUGAUUGAAAGGGUCGAAUGUCUUGAGAUGCAGUUGCUUGACGUGAAACAAGAGAAUGAGUCACUGAAGGAGAAGACUGAAGAGAGCGUGAGAGCACUUCAAGAGAGCACUGAUAGAUGCAAUUUGUUGAUGUCAUCAGUAUCUCGUGUACCUCAGGAGGAAAACAAUGAUGCAUCCAGCUGUGCUCUUACCGAUGACUUGAAUGAGUAUCACAUGCAGAUUGAGCAACUGAAUAAAGAGAAGAUUGAAAGUUCAAUUGCUAUUGACAAUCUGACAAACACGUUGCAGCAACUACAAAAAGAACUGAGAGACAACGAGAGGAAAUACAGAGUUAACUGUGAAUCAGCCGAAAUUGAUCUUGACUAUCUGAACUGCCAAGUCGAGGAUCAACAAAAGCAGCUAAAGCAGCUCCAAGACAAAGAAGUUAGUUUCUCUGAAGUGAAAGCUGUGUUAGAAGCUCGUGUGGAAUCACAAACUGUGGAGCUAGACAAGCAACGUCAAGAGGUAGAAGCAGCAGUGGUUGCUAAGGAGACGGCCGACAUCAUGAGAAGAGAAAUUGAAAAGAAGCUGAGAGACGAGAAAGACAGAGUUACUAACUUUGAGUCUGACUGCAGAAGGAAGCAGGAGCAAAAGGAGAGUAUUAUUUUCGAGCUUCAAGAAAAUGUCAUUACCCUCAAACAAACUGUGAAACAUCAGGAGGAAGUUGCAGAACAAGCUGAGAAACAGUUUUCUGCUAAGGAAUUAAACUUGACAACUAGGCUGGUUGAAAGUCAACAACUCAAUGAGAAACUUGCCUCUCAGUUGCAAUCAGUAACUGUUGAUUGGCAACAAUUGUUAGAAGAAAAACGGGCAGUUGAAGAGGAGAUGCAUGUUCUCAGAGAUGAAGCUGCAAGUUUGAAGGCACAGAGUCAGAUUAAUGCGAAGAAUCAGGCUACUGUCAUUGUCGACCUUAAAGAGAGACUGGGAGCAUUGCAAACUGCUUAUAGUGAAAAAGAGGAUGCAACGAGAAAUGCAGACAAGGAAGUUGAUUCAUUUCGGCAUGAACUUGAAGGUCAGAUCAGUGACAUUUCACAGAAAUAUCAGGCAAUCGAGACGCAGUUGAAUACUUCCGUAUUUCAUAGUCAAGUUUUGAUGAGAGAGAAAUGUGAUCUUGAAAAGCAAGUGACUGAACUGAAUGAGAAGUUGAAUGAACAGGAAGCCCAGAUUGCAUUUGAGAGAGCAGAAAAAGAGACUGCAUUGAAUGACAUGAGAGAAUGUGAGGGGAUGCUGCGUAGGGAGAUUCAACAGCUGGAGAAAGCUGCGCAUGAAACUGAAGUAAAACUCAAUGCAAUUCAGUCAGACUUUGAAUCUCAGGUAGAAGAAAUGUCUCAAAAACUUGAUGAGCAACAACAUCUUAUUGACACACAAGAUAUGGAGAACAGGGAAACAGUAAGGAGCAAUGAGGAACUAAUGUUCAAGGCAAGACAAUUAGAGCAAGCUCUGACCAAUCAGGAAUCUCACUGGCAAAUAGAAAUAUCAGAUAGAGAUAACGGGAUAUCUGACUUGCAAUGCCGACUUUCUGAUGCUCAGGUACAGCAUGAAGAGGAGAUUGAGGCGCUAAAGGAAAAGAAUGAAAGAACAGUUUGCAAUCUAGCUGAUAUGAAGAGAAAUUCUGAUGAGCUGGAGCAUGAUAUUAACGAGCUGCGUGAACUGCUCAAAGCUGCAGUUGAUGAGAAGAAGAGAGUGUUGGAAGAACGAGAAGAUAUGGAUAUUAGAUUGAGUAACUUAAAUGAGAGUCUUUUCUCAACGAAGACAGACAUGCAAAGGGAACGAGAAGCUGUGCAAUUGAUUCAACAAGAGAAAGAACAGCUACAAGAGCAAAUAAGUAGGCUACGGAAUCUGCUCAGACAACAAGAGAUAGAGAAUGAAGAGAGGAGAGAAGCAAGUAUUUGCGAGGUUGCAAACUUUCAAGAGAAUAUUGCAGCUCUCAAGCAGCAGUGCUUUGAACUGGAGUAUGCAAAAUCAAGUGCAAGGGCAGAAAUUGAGGGAGUCAGAUUAGAAUUGAUGUCUCAGAUUGAUACAAUGACUAAUGAACUAAAUUCUUGUCACACUCAAUUGGAAAAGGCACAUGAAGAAAUGGCACAGCAGCAACAGGAGAUUGAACAGCUCAGACAAAACUUAAGGGAACUUAAAGAACUGAGGGAGGAAGACAGAGCACGACAAAUAAUAGUGAAUACGUUGGAAGAGAGAGUUGCAGCCUUGGAUGAAGUGUUGGCAGAUCGAGAUAAGACCAUACAGGAAUUGGGCGAUGAGCUGAGACAUGUGAAUGAAGUGCUUGAGUGCAAAUGUAGAGAGAACACAGAGAAAGAGAUGGAGUUGAGAGAUGAGGUGAAGAGGGCUGAUGAGGGAGAUCGAGACAAAGAAAAACUUGAGGCAGUUUUCAGCGAACUGAGGGUAACAAUAGAGGAAUAUGAGGCAAAGCAAAAGGAUUGUGAAGGCGACAAGCAGCUGAUUGAUGAGUUAGAGUUGCGAGUUUCUGAAAUUACAGAAAAGUGGGAAAUGGCAGAAGCAGCCAGGCAAGUUGGUGAAGAAAAGAUUCAACAGCUGUACGAUACGAUGGAGUCUCAAAGGAGAGACAUGAUAUGUGGUACCAAUGCAUUGUGUGAGAAAUUGGAAGCUACAGAAAGUCUAGUACUAGAGAUAGACAAAGUAAAUGAAGAGAUGAAUGCAUUGAAACAGCAAAUUGAUAUCGAAAGAGCUGAGCAUGAAUAUCAAAGAGAAAAAAGUAAUAAAUUGCAGCAUGAACAAGCAGCGAAGGUACAAGCCCUGGAAGAAACCACAAGAGAGACAGAAGAACGCAUUUUUUCAACACAAGCAGAUCUGGAAGCACAACUCAACAAAGCAUCUGAACAGUUGGCCAAAAGGGACGACGAAGCUGUGUUAUACAAGGAGACUAUUUCUAAGCUUCAGGAUCAAGCGGAAAGGCUGCAACAAACUUUGAAUGAACAAGAAAUCUCACUGCAGGAAGCCUCUUUGAAUCAACAGAAUUUAGCAGCUCAGCUGAGCGUUUUGUCUGCUGAGGCGUCUUUUCUAAAAGCUGAACAGGAGACUUCUCUUGCUGCAAAGGAAACGGUGGAAAAAGAGGUGCAACAGAUUGCUCUCAAAUGCAGGGAUGAUAUGGCUGAAAGCAAGAGGAAAGCAGGCAUUCAAAUUGAGUCUAUUUUCAAGCUUGAAGAGCACGUGAAGUCAUUAGAAGCCGAGUUAUCUCAUCGCAAGGCUGAAGCCAGAGAGUUAGCUUUAGCUCGAGAACAACUUGAGAGUCAAGUUAGUCAGCUGUCACACGAAGUCUCUAGUGUUAGACAUGAUCUGAAUGAAACUCAGACUGCUUUACAAUUGAAAAAAGAUGAAGUAGCGAGACUUGAUGUUCACUUGUCUGAGAGCUUGGGGCAAAGUACUAAGAAAGCUGAGUCACAGGAACAGACAAUUGCUAGGCUAAAAGAAAGCUUGGCAGAUGCUCAACAUGCUUAUUGUAAACUGCAAACUUCAAUGCAGACAAAUCAAGUUCCUCAACUUGAAGACAAAAUUGAGAAACUGAACAGGGAAAAUUGGAAUCUUCGUGAGGAAGCAGAGACAGCUAUUUUCACAAAAGAUGAGGUGCUGGCAGAGAAUGAACACAUGAAAGAAACCAUUGCCGAGUUGAAAAAACAAUUGAUUGCCAUUGAGACAGAAGUAAAUGAAAGCAGUGACAAGGUGACAAAAGCAGUUGACGAGAAGAACAGAUUUGAAUUAGAGAUGAAGAAACUGAGAGUUAAAUUGGCAGCACAAGAAGAAGAGUUAAUGGCAAAAGUGGAAUCACUCAAUGAUUUAGUUGAUCUCAAAUUGCAACUGAGUUGUCUGGAAUCUGUCUUAAAAGAGAAGGAAGACUUGUUAGGCCAGGUUGAGAGUCAGAAAGUGGACUUUCAAAUUAAGUUGGAGAAACAACUUCAUGAAGCUAAUGCUCGGUGUGAUGAACUAAGUGCUUGUGUAACUGCCAAAGACAUAGCUGUUCAAGAUGCAGUUCAACUGGCUGAGAGUUUGGAGAGGCAAGCAAAUCAGCAUAAACGUGAAUGUGAGAAAGAAAAGAACGAACAAGAAAAAAUCAUUUCUGAUCUUCGCAAGCGACUGACUUGCUUGCAGCAAGCACACAGUGAACAAGAAGAUGCAAUAGAACAUGCAGCCAGAGAGUUUGCAUCCGUCAGGUCAGAGUUUGAACUAAAAGUCAAGCAGCUGUUGACUGAGGUUGCCACUGCGAAGGAAGAGAUAAAGGUGAUAUCUGCAGAAAGGAGUACGACAGAAGUAAAAGUGAGGGAAUUUUCAGAUCAGUAUGAUGAACUCUGUGCGCAUGUACUAACUAAAGAAACUGCUGCUCGUGAAGCAGAAGAACGAGCUGAGAAACUGAAAGAUGAACUAUGUAAGAUGGAAGCUGAGCAGCAAGCAAGGAAGGAACAAGAUAGAAUCAGUGCUGAUCUUUGUGAACGAAUACACGUUUGGGAGAUGACCUGCAGUGAACAGAAAACUGCAAUGGAGACUGCAACAAAAGAGUACACAUCUAUGAAAUCAAUUCUGGAAGUGAAUAUCAAGAAGUUAACACGAGAUGUUGAUGAACUAACAGUCGAACUAAAGAAAACUGCAGUUGCAAAGAAUGAAGCGGUGCAAGAGAAGGAGGCUUUGCAGACAACAGUUGAGAAGCUGAAAAGCAAGCUGAACUUGUUGGAGAAGAAGUUGUUGACUGGGCAGGAGAAGUUCGAACCGUUGGAUGUUGACAUACCUGAAGUAAAUGGCAUCAACAAGGAGCGUUUAUCAUCAUCAUUUGAUACAAAGUUUAAGAAUUCAAGUUUUAGUUUGUUAACACCAAAACGUUUACUUGGCAAGUCACCAACUCAUGUGAAAACUCCUGUGAUGGAAGCGUCUACCAGAAGACGUUAUCAGCUCAGAUCAUCGAACCAGACAGAGGCAAAUCGACCACAACUGGCAUUACCUCAGAGAAUUCUGCCAAAUAAAUCGAAGAGUCAUGAGCGUGAGGUUUCCAAUGCAUCGGAAGGAGAUUGUGGAAAGAGUCUACAUAGAACUAAAGAGAAAGGAAAGAGAAUGGAAAAGAAAAGUGUUCACUGGAAAGAUGAGUUGAGAGAGAAUUCGCCAUCACUGCUUCAAGAAAUAAAAUUCAUCUCUCCUGAUUCUCCCACUUCUUCUCCACUCAAACAAUGGAAUCACCCAGCAUCUUCUGGUAUUUGUCCUGAGUCACCACUUGUCGCAUCAUUUGAUGAGUCGACCGACCAACUGACUCCUGGCAAGUCACCUGGAAAGAGGACAUUGUAUUCGAAAGCGAGAAGGGAUGCGUCUGCAUUACCUUCACAGCCAUCAAAGCGAACUAAAGUUACAAAUUCCAGCAAAUUGCGACCAACCAGAACAACAGCUGCCAUCAUUGAUGUAAGGGAAAGACCAGAAUGCAAAACACAAUGAUUGGUGCUGAACCUGUUUUGUUUCUGAAUGUUCCUGUAAGUAGUACACCGUACUCUUUGAAUGCUUUAGCAUUCACCUUUCACGUGUUGCGUAGUUGCUUGGCGGUUUAUGGUUUAUAUAGUAAAUGAAAGGUUUGAGAAUAAAUUUCAAAGGUUUCCUGGCA
Messenger RNA from Corticium candelabrum, 6673 nucleotides. RefSeq names its product centromere protein F-like. Gene Ontology annotation, cellular component: nucleus; chromosome, centromeric region; spindle pole. The transcript has 12 exons. Gene Ontology annotation, molecular function: dynein complex binding; microtubule binding. Lineage: Eukaryota; Metazoa; Porifera; Homoscleromorpha; Homosclerophorida; Plakinidae. Gene Ontology annotation, biological process: mitotic cell cycle; metaphase chromosome alignment; regulation of G2/M transition of mitotic cell cycle. Bases 43 to 6510 code for a protein of 2155 amino acids. The record is from RefSeq and is a predicted model, not a curated record.